GGGUAAUUCAUGACUGAGGGCACGUGGCCUCCACUCCAUCCCAUCUCCUUUUGGUACUUUUCACACAUGAGGAGAAGACGAGCUUCUUAAACCAGGAGCACCCAGCAUCAAAGACCCCUUGUCCACCAUGAGGGGAGCCUGCAUCAUCACAUGGCUAUUCUCAAGCCUAGGGCUAUGGAGACUCGUACAGCCAGAGGCCCAGGAUGCUGCUCAUUGCCAGAGAGCUGAGCACCCGGUCAUUUCUUACAAAGAAAUCGGCCCCUGGUUACGGGAGUUCAGAGCGAAGAAUGCUGUGGAUUUCUCACGGUUAACCUUCGACCCAGGACAGAAAGAACUUGUGGUAGGAGCAAGAAACUACCUCUUCAGAUUACUACUUGAGGAUCUCUCUCUCAUCCAGGCUGUGGAGUGGGGAUGUGAUGAGGCUACCCAGAAGGCCUGUUACAGCAAGGGAAAGUCAAAGGAGGAAUGUCAGAACUAUAUCCGCGUGCUUUUGGUGGGGGGUGAGCGGCUGUUCACCUGCGGGACCAAUGCCUUCACACCUGUCUGCACCAACCGCUCGUUGAGUAAUCUGACCGAGAUCCAUGAUCAGAUCAGCGGCAUGGCCCGCUGUCCCUACAGUCCCCAGCACAACUCCACCGCCCUGCUCACAGCCAGUGGGGAGCUCUAUGCUGCUACCGCCAUGGACUUCCCUGGUCGUGAUCCCGCCAUUUACCGAAGCCUGGGCGCUCUGCCUCCGCUCCGCACCGCACAGUACAACUCCAAGUGGCUCAAUGAGCCAAACUUCGUGUCCUCUUAUGAUAUCGGAAAUUUCACCUACUUCUUUUUCCGAGAAAAUGCUGUGGAGCAUGACUGUGGGAAGACCGUGUUCUCCAGAGCUGCCCGCGUCUGCAAGAACGACAUUGGAGGCCGGUUCCUGCUGGAAGACACCUGGACCACAUUCAUGAAGGCCCGCCUGAACUGCUCCCGGCCUGGAGAGGUGCCCUUCUACUACAACGAACUGCAGAGCACCUUCUUCCUGCCCGAGUUGGAUCUGAUCUACGGCAUCUUCACUACCAAUGUGAACAGCAUCGCUGCCUCUGCUGUGUGUGUCUUCAACCUGAGUGCCAUCUCUCAGGCCUUCAAUGGGCCCUUCAAGUACCAGGAGAACUCGCGCUCGGCCUGGCUGCCUUAUCCCAAUCCCAACCCCAACUUCCAGUGUGGCACCGUGGACCAGGGCCUGUACGUGAACUUGACAGAAAGAAACCUACAGGAUGCUCAGAAAUUCCUUCUGAUGCACGAGGUGGUGCAGCCAGUGACACCAGCGCCCGCCUUCAUGGAAGACAACAGCCGCUUCUCGCACGUGGCCGUGGACGUGGUGCAGGGCAGAGACACCCUCAUCCACAUCAUCUAUCUGGCCACAGAUUACGGAACCAUUAAGAAAGUUCGGGCACCCCUGAAUCAGACCACAGGCAGCUGUGUGCUGGAGGAGAUUGAGCUCUUCCCAGAGCGGAGGAGGGAGCCCAUCAGAAGCCUGAAGAUCCUCCACAGCCAGAGCGUCCUGUUCGUGGGGCUGCAGGAGCACCUGGCCAAGAUUCCCCUGAAGAGAUGCCAGUUCCACCGCACGCGCAGCACCUGCAUGGGAGCCCAGGACCCUUACUGUGGCUGGGACUCAGUGAUGAAGAAGUGUACAAGCCUGGAGGAGAGCCUCAGCAUGACGCAGUGGGAACAGAGCAUCUCCUCCUGUCCUACCCGAAAUCUCACUGUGGAUGGGAGCUUUGGCCUCUGGUCUCCCUGGCUGCCCUGCUCGCACACCGAUGGCGGCGCCCUGGGAUCCUGCCUCUGCCGCUCCCGCUCCUGCGACAGCCCUGCCCCCCGGUGUGGCGGCUGGCCUUGCCAGGGGUCCAGCAUGGAGAUCACCAACUGCUCCAGGAACGGAGGCUGGACCCCCUGGACCUCGUGGUCGCCCUGCAGCACCACCUGUGGCAUCGGCUUCCAGGUGCGGCAGCGGUCCUGCAGCAACCCCACGCCCCGGCACGGGGGCCGCGUGUGCGUGGGGCAGAACCGCGAGGAGAGAUACUGCAACGAGCAUUUGCUGUGCCCCCCGCACAUGUUCUGGACUGGCUGGGGGCCUUGGGAACGCUGCACGGCCCAGUGCGGGGGUGGCAUUCAAGCUCGCCGCAGGACCUGUGAGAAUGGCCCCGACUGUGCGGGCUGUAACGUGGAGUACCAGCCCUGUAACACCAACGCGUGUCCGGAGCUGAAGAAGACCACGCCCUGGACACCCUGGACCCCAGUCAACAUCUCAGACAACGGCGGCCACUACGAGCAGCGCUUCCGCUACACCUGCAAAGCCCGCCUGCCCGACCCGAAUCUGCUGGAGGUCGGGCGGCAGAGGAUCGAGAUGCGCUACUGCUCCAGCGACGGGACCAGCGGCUGCUCCACGGAUGGGCUUUCUGGAGACUUCCUGCGUGCAGGGAGAUACUCUGCGCACACUGUCAAUGGGGCGUGGUCAGCCUGGACCUCCUGGUCCCAGUGCAGCCGGGACUGCAGUCGGGGCAUUCGGAACAGGAAGCGAGUGUGCAACAACCCGGAGCCCAAGUAUGGGGGACUGCCCUGCCUGGGCCCAUCGCUGGAAUACCAGGAAUGCAACAUAUUACCCUGCCCAGUGGAUGGUAUGUGGUCUUGCUGGUCAUCCUGGUCAAAGUGCUCAGCCACAUGUGGUGGAGGACACUACAUGCGGACCCGCUCAUGCACUAACCCGGCCCCAGCCUACGGAGGGGACAUCUGCCUGGGACUGCACACCGAAGAGGCUCUGUGUAACACACAGCCCUGUCCAGAGAGCUGGUCGGAGUGGUCAGACUGGUCUGCGUGUGACACCUCAGGCAUCCAGAUCCGAGCUCGUCACUGCAUACUUCUGUUCCCCGUGGGCAGUCAGUGUUCCGGAAACACCACAGAGAGCCGGCCAUGCGUUUUUGACUCUAAUUUCAUCCCAGAAGUAUCUGUGGCCAGAUCCAGCAGUGUAGAAGAGAAAAGGUGUGGAGAGUUCAACAUGUUCCACAUGAUUGCCGUGGGGCUCAGCAGCUCCAUCCUCGGCUGCCUGCUCACUCUGCUUGUCUACACCUACUGCCAGCGGUACCAGCAGCAGUCCCACGACGCCACGGUCAUCCACCCCGUCUCCCCCGCGCCCCUCAAUACCAGCAUCACUAACCAUAUCAACAAACUGGACAAGUAUGACUCGGUGGAGGCCAUCAAGGCAUUUAACAAGAACAACUUGAUCCUGGAGGAAAGAAACAAAUACUUCAACCCACAUCUCACUGGGAAGACCUAUUCCAAUGCCUACUUCACAGAUCUCAAUAAUUACGAUGAGUACUAAUAGCUCAUAUAUUUUUUGGCUUCUUGUAAAUCCCCUGUUUCGCAAAGCCUGUGCUACAUGACCGCCCAAGUUCCUGAGGCUUCAGAUCGUAUGCUUGGAUCAAGUUCAAGUCCAUUUCUAGCCAAGAUUGUCCCAUUGCUACCAAAAAUAUGCUUCUUGUAAGCAACAACAACAAAAUCUAAGUGUAACUUGGUGAAAAUCUGGUCUACAACAAACCAUCGAAUGAGCGGCAGUGUGAAGUGUUUUCAUUUUUAAUUGGGUCCAUCGCCUUGCUCUAACAGAUUGGUUAUUUUCAUUACUUCGUUUUACAAAGGUACCACUCAUCUUUAGGAAUGAAAAGUCAUCUGCCCUUUGAGUACAAGUCUUCACGUGGUUUGAAUUUGAGAAAACACGCACUUUACCCGAGAUGCCUCUCCCUCCACGCAGCUGCUAGCAUUUGCCCUCGUGAAGACCAUGGAUUCCGGAUAUGAGGAUGAUUCUUUCCCGGGGCCCAGGACCCUGGGACCUGCACCUGCUGCAGCCUGACCGUGGGCAUUCUGUGCAUCAUCACCCAGGAGUGAGCGGAUGGAGCCCAGGGAGACCAACACUUCCCAUCUACCUGCACAGAAACAUCUGGAACAUUUAGGGUACCGAUUUGGGAAAGUAUUGAAAGUACUGCACUGUACCGAACAAUGACUGUUUAAAUGUCUUCUGUGGUAUUAUUCCAAGUGUUGAAAGAUGUGAGACUGAGACACAGGCCUCUUUCCUUUCUCUUCCACCUCCCUGGUGUAGCUAAUGUAUGGCAAGUACUGUGGAGAGCCCAUCCUCCAGGCAGGAAGUGAUGUCCCAGUGCCCCCGGUCACCUGCUGCCCCGGGCAGGGGAGGCACAGGGCUGGACUCAACGCCUUUUCUUUUAGUCCACCCUGUUUCCCUGCCUGUGCCCCACGCGCAACUCACCCGGCCCCUCUCUCCUUGGAGGCUAUGGUGGUUCAAGUUCACCCUGGGAAGUUUGGGGCUGAAAAUGAGAGGUCAAACGAUGCUUGUGGUCUCAACCAUUCAUCUUUGGUUAACAUUUCCAACUAUUUAUAAGACCAUUCCUCGAGGUUCCCCCAAACAAUCAGUGUUACUCCUUAACAGCUGACACGCAGCCUAUGGCAGUCAUGUGAACAGUAAAGGCAGCAUUGAGAAGGUUUGUCUGCCCCCUGUGGCCCUUAUGAGAAGAAAUGCCUAAAUAGACAUUAAUACCUGUUCCUAUGGGUGAAUGAAACUGCCAGUCUGUGAAGAGGUGCAUUCUGGGAGGUGAGGAACACACAUUUUGUAGCGUAUGUUUUACCCAAUAUUUGAUGUAAAGAAGCAGUCUCAGAAAGUGUUAGAAAAAUCCUGAUAAUGAAAUUCUGGAGUUCAAAAUAUCUUCAGAUAAACCAGAUUUGCAGACAUCGUGAAAACAGCAGGUGGGCUGCCGAGGUCUUGAGGAGUCUGCUGGUGAGAUUCCACACGGCCUCUGACACAUUCCUUGUGCAACGUUCUCGGUCACACUCCUGCAGUAAAAUCCAGUCACACAAAUAUAGCAGAUCCCUGCCUGAUUGAUUCUUAAGGAGAAAUUCCUCAUUGUGUAGCACAUAGCUUUUGUUUUGUUUAAUCUCCCCCUCCUGAAUAUUUUCUUAGCUUGAAAGGUCAUCCUAUUUUUCUUGCAAAGGAUACUAAUAUUUCAAGAACUUGUCACUAGACUAGAUGAGAAAUGCUUUCUAAAUGGCAUCCAAGCUGGACUUUAAUCCAUCUUACUUCACGACCCAACCUUCCCCACCCCCCAGGGGGGUUCAUUUCAUGGAUAACACACAGAGUGAAAAGGAAGCAAGACUCACUUCUAGUUCCCUGUCUCUCGGGUUUCCUCGAUUUCCUCGCCACCACUCCCUUCCAGGCUGUUCUAUUAUUGAUGAGAAUAGCAGGUGGUUUAGUAUGAUUUGAGUUAGCUUUGACUUUAAAAGUAUUUUUAUGAUUGUCUACUGUUUUCUUUGAGAAUUUCCAUGAUGCUUUCAAGCCCCUCGGUCAAUUUGGCCCCAGGACAAUCAGCUUUCUCUAGCUUUGAGGUGCCCUUCCAUCUCAGGGAGGCUUCCUCAUUCUGAGUGGAACAUGGGCUAACUACUAAGUACACUACUGCUGCCACAAAAGAAGCCUGUGGGCCUCCAACCAGAGACCGCAGCCGCCAGUGUUCACACAGUAUUCACGCUGCCACUUUUGCAAGUGAUGUGACGAUGUUGAGCCCUACUGUUCUAUUAAUUUAACCAUUUUUAUAAGACAUUUAGUUAAAACAGCAACCUUGAAUCAACUCAGCUGCAAACUGUGGAAUUCAUAGAUGGCACUGGUCAUGCCCAACACAAUCAGCCGCCCUCACCCCCGUUACAUUGAUGUAGCACAUCCAUAUGUAUGUGAUCAUCUGUCAUUCUCCUGCGAUUACCUAACGUUAUAAAUGGUCAGAUUCUAGAAGCCAUUUCCAGCACCCUGCAUCUUUGGGCAAUGGGUGUGGAGUUGUAAAGCUUCAUGUUCAUUUUGACCUAAGAAAUGCACAAAAGGGUCUACUAUGCACAGUAUAUUGCUAUGUAAGAUAGACUAGCCACCAUUCUCACACUUACUUCUGCUAUUCCCUCUUAUUGUGAUCAUCAAUUCAAUUUGGUUUAAAGACAUUUCAUAACUCUACAAAUACUGAGCCACGGCCUUCAUGUUGUCUGUUCUGAUAGCCUAAUAAAGGAAAAUAUUACUUUGAUCCUUGCUUCUUUUCCCUUUUAGAAAUUGAAAAGCAAUGAACAAGAGAUCAUAUUGAAUUCUUGGUAGCAACUUUGACAAUGGCUCAUAUAACAUUACAGAUACACAUUUAUUAGGAGAUGGAUCAAAAUGCUCUUUUUUGAAAUUUUUUCAUUACUCAUCACAUUAACAGAAAUGUGGCAUAUAUUAUAAAACACCAGGAAUGCAGAUCUGUUCUCAUUUUAAAAUAUAGUUCGCACUAUGAAUUACAUAGAAACCCAUGAAAACCGAAUUCAGAGCCUGGCCCAAAGUGCAAAGUUCCCUAUGGAAGCCUUUUGUUAGAAUGUAGUCUUUUUUUUUUUUUGGUCGG
This is a messenger RNA of Dipodomys spectabilis (banner-tailed kangaroo rat), 6440 nucleotides long. It is a transcript of the gene Sema5a, whose product is annotated as semaphorin 5A. The coding region runs from base 128 to 3352 and encodes 1074 amino acids. Gene Ontology annotation, molecular function: semaphorin receptor binding; chemorepellent activity. The transcript has 22 exons. Lineage: Eukaryota; Metazoa; Chordata; Mammalia; Rodentia; Heteromyidae. The record is from RefSeq and is a predicted model, not a curated record. Gene Ontology annotation, biological process: positive regulation of cell migration; neural crest cell migration; negative regulation of axon extension involved in axon guidance.